GAACACCGCUGAUAAGAUUCGGGAAUCAUGAUUUUCGGAAUAGCUGUCCAAAGGAUAAUUCGGCAAUCCGUAUUCCGCCAACAUAGCGAUUUCCGAAGAACCAGUCCACUUUGUACUUUGACAGCGAUUCGCCAGACAGCAAAUAAGGAAUAUAGCAAAAUGACGUACCAGAUCGAAGAGAGAGGUUCGCCCAACACUAUUGACUACAAAUUGUUCAUAAAAAAUGAAAAAGGAAUAGUUUCACCAUUCCACGAUAUUCCAUUGCUGGCUGAUAAUACAGGCAAAAUAUUUAAUAUGGUAGUUGAAAUACCUAGAUGGUCAAAUGCCAAAAUGGAGAUCAAUACAAAAUCUGCCCUUAACCCUAUCAUUCAAGAUACGAAAAAAGGGAAAUUACGUUUUGUACCAAAUGUGUUCCCACACAAAGGCUACAUAUGGAAUUAUGGUGCCUUGCCUCAAACUUGGGAAAACCCUGAAUUACUUGACGAACAUACAGGAUGCAAGGGGGAUAAUGAUCCCUUAGAUGUACUUGAAAUUGGGUACAAAGUAGCUAAACGAGGUGAAGUACUUAAAGUUAAGGUAUUGGGAACUGUCGCAUUGAUUGAUGAGGGAGAAACAGAUUGGAAGGUACUAGUGAUUAAUGUAGAAGAUCCAAUUGCACCAGAAGUAAACGACAUUAAAGACAUAGAAAAACAUUUUCCUGGUCUACUAAAAGCCACUGUAGAAUGGUUAAAGAUCUACAAAAUUCCAGAUGGUAAACCAGAAAAUAAGUUUGCGUUUAAUGGUGAACCCAAAGAUGCAGAAUUUGCUUUAAAAAUAGUGAGUGAUACUCAUGAAUACUGGAAAGCAUUAUUACAAAAAGAAAACACUGACGGCUUAUCCUGUGUGAACACGACAUUGAAUAAUGCUUCUAGUAUUGAUAACGAAAAAGUUCAAGCAAUAUUAUCGGAGAGUUUGCCACUAUCUGAGCCUAGCCCAUUAUUACCAGAAGUUGAUAAAUGGCAUUUUGUAAAAUUAUAAAAUGAUUACUAUUCAUGGGAUCAAUUGUUUGGUGAAAUUAGAAAAUGGGAUCAAAAUAAAUAAUUUUUUGGAAAAUAUUACAAUUGUAUUUAAAUAUAAUAUAUUACCCAUAUUCAUUCCUAACUAAUGUUACAGCAUCCAAAUUAUUUAAUAAAAUAUAUUUGUGUUUUUUUUUUUAUGUGAUACACAAACAUUGUAACCUCAUGAUAAUCUUGAUGUUUUUAAAUAUGUAUUUCAAUAAAUUGUAAUGGUUUUUUGUUCAAAUUAUAA
This is a messenger RNA of Metopolophium dirhodum (rose-grain aphid), 1287 nucleotides long. RefSeq lists its product as uncharacterized. Lineage: Eukaryota; Metazoa; Arthropoda; Insecta; Hemiptera; Aphididae. Gene Ontology annotation, molecular function: inorganic diphosphate phosphatase activity; magnesium ion binding. The record is from RefSeq and is a predicted model, not a curated record. The transcript has 8 exons. Bases 28 to 1017 code for a protein of 329 amino acids. Gene Ontology annotation, biological process: phosphate-containing compound metabolic process. Gene Ontology annotation, cellular component: cytoplasm.